Perkinsus marinus ATCC 50983 is the source of this 153-nucleotide messenger RNA. RefSeq lists its product as hypothetical. The transcript is spliced from 2 exons. Lineage: Eukaryota; Perkinsozoa; Perkinsida; Perkinsidae. Bases 1 to 153 code for a protein of 50 amino acids. The record is from RefSeq and is a predicted model, not a curated record.
AUGGUGUUCCAGAAUGAGUUCACUAAGCACCUGGAAACUGACGAAGUGUGGGGAAUGGCAAGCGUCUGGACAUUGCGCCUCUACCGGAACGCCCGGGAGAUGGGGCAACUUGCUCGCUUAGGUGACCUUGAAACUCUACAACGCUGCUUGUAG